This is a messenger RNA of Rosa rugosa (rugosa rose), 1348 nucleotides long. RefSeq lists its product as uncharacterized. Bases 484 to 846 code for a protein of 120 amino acids. NCBI's taxonomy places the organism in Eukaryota, Viridiplantae, Streptophyta, Magnoliopsida, Rosales, Rosaceae. The record is from RefSeq and is a predicted model, not a curated record. The transcript is spliced from 3 exons.
UUGUGGCAGGUUCGAGAAGAGUUGGACAAAUAUGUGUCUCUUCUGUUGAAGCUUUUGCCCUAGAGAAGGUUUGAUCAAAAAUAAACAAGAGGACAUUAAGAGAAUUGAAGUUGAAGAAGACUCGAAACCAGUAAUUGAUUGUGUUAGUAGAGCUUGUCAUUAAAGAUAUUAAGCUGAUUGCUCGAAGCUUUGAAAGAUUCACCAUCAAGCAUAACUUCCGAGAAACAAAUUUCUUAGUAGACUCCGUUGCAACGUAUGGACAUUUAAGACCGGAAUGAGAAGUUACUCAAUCCCUCCCUCAGAUAUGUACUAUUGAUUUAUGUAUUUAAUGUUGUUUUCUUAUUAAAUAAAGAGAGAAACUUUAUAAAAUUUGUUUGCAGGCUGUAUAAAAGUGUUUCAAUUAGUCUCCAACUCUAAUUGACUCUCAAUUCACAAAACCCAGUAACCCACAAAAAUCUCCCAGAUCCAAAACCAUAAAAAAAAAUGGCCAAUAAACAAUCACAAGAAGGAGAAAAUAUUUCAUCUGCACAAGCAGUCUUUCUCGGGGCUUUAGCUCCUGGUGUAAACGCUCCCACAUGGACAACUCUGAGACUAGCGUUUGUGAUGCUGGGUGUAUGCCUUGCUGUGAUGCUGGGCUUGGCUUUCUCCUCUAGUGACUCUUGGUUGCUUCUUCAUGUUGCAUUCUUGGUCCUCAUCACUAUGACUCUCUUCUUGCUUCUUAGCUGGUUUCUUUCGCAGACUGGUUUGGUUUCUGUGGAACAUCAAAUCCGUGAGAUAGGCUUAGCGCCAACUGAUCAAGAUACAAGCAGAAAAAACAGCAUGAAGAUUGAGGAGAAAGCCCUUUAAAAGGUCAACUUAUUGUUCAUUUAAAGACUACUACAUUGGAUACACAGGCAUGUAAAGACAAGGUUGUUAAAACACCAAGCAGAUGGCAGUAGUUCUCCCUACUUUUUUUUCGUGAGAACUAUUGGCGAGAGAAUAACAUCGUUCAGCCACUCUUGGCUUCUUUCUCCUUGUGUUUGCUCUUUUUGGGUUUGAUGAAGCAGAAGCACGAGCAGCACGGGAACUGAAACAAGAACUUCAUCUCCUUGAUUAUUCUGAUGAUCAUAUUGUGUGGAGAUCAUGAUAUAGUGCUCCACUGUUGGCUUCCUUUAUUCCUCUCUCUCUCUCUCUCUCUCUCUAAAGAUAUGCUUUUCCUCGUCCUUUAUUUUUCUUUUUCCUUUUUUAAGAUAAAAAGAUGCCUAGCUUAGCUUCUACAUCGCAAUCAUCACUGUCACUGGGUUGCUUCUAUUAAUCUGUUACAUUACUUCUUGCAAUUUCUUUUGAAUCAUCUGGAUUCUUUUGAAUA